GCGGCCAUCAUCCCCACCCACGCCCAAAGGCCAGGAGAGAGGAGUCCACGAGCGUGCGGUCACGCCACCGCCAAAGUGUCCUCCUCUGUCUCCUUAAUUAAGCGAGAGGCGCCGGUGAGCCCCACAGAUCAAUGAAAUCCGGGGGCCCGGCUGAUUGCUUCCAAACGGGGCGGCUGCUUCUCAAGAUGCAGCUCGGAUCCUGCCGCCGUCCUGCGCAAGAGAGCGGUUCGUCAUCCACCCUGGCAGCUUAGGAGCAUGUUUCUGUGGGCCUCAGAGAAAGAGAGGCGCCUCCGUGCAAACGACCAAGCCUUCAACCUGCAGUUUGAUUAUGCUAAAAAUUCCAUCAAAACCUCCAAGUACAACUUUUUCACCUUCCUGCCUCUCAACUUAUUUGAGCAGUUCCGGCGGAUUGCAAACGCCUACUUCCUUUUCCUGCUCAUCCUGCAGCUCAUCCCUGCCAUUUCCUCCCUCUCCUGGUUCACCACCGUGGUCCCUCUGAUCCUGGUGCUGGCCGUGUCUGCAGCAAAGGAUGCCAUCGAUGAUGUGAAUCGGCAUAAGAACGACAACCAAGUGAACAACCGUCCGGUCAAAGUGCUGGUCAAUGGCAGUUUGAAGGAGGACCGGUGGCUGAACGUCGAAGUUGGGGACAUCAUAAAGUUGGAGAACAACAACUUUGUGACGGCUGACUUGCUGUUGCUGUCGAGCAGUGAGCCCCACAGCCUGACGUACAUUGAGACGGUGGAGCUGGACGGAGAAACCAACCUGAAAGUGAAGCAGGCACUGACGGUCACCUCGGAGUUGGGAGACGACCUGCAAGCUCUGAGCAGCUUUGACGGCGAAAUUGUGUGUGAGGCGCCUAAUAACAAGCUGGACCAGUUCAGAGGGAACCUGGCCUUCCAGGGCCACCUGUACCCCUUGGACAACGAGAGGAUGCUGCUCCGUGGCUGCACCAUCCGCAACACGGACUGGUGCUUUGGGCUCGUCAUCUUUGCUGGGCCAGACACCAAAUUAAUGCAGAACAGCGGAAGGACCACUUUUAAGAGGACCAGCAUAGAACGCCUGAUGAACUACCUGGUGCUGGUGAUCUUUGCUCUCUUGGCUGCCAUGUGCUUGACCCUGGCCCUCGGCAACAGCCUCUGGGAAUACCACAAGGGCUACGACUUCCGGGUGUACCUGCCCUGGGGCGAGAACGUCCAUUCCUCCCUCUACUCCGGCUUCCUCAUGUUCUGGUCCUACGUCAUCAUCCUCAACACGGUGGUGCCCAUCUCCCUCUAUGUCAGCGUGGAGAUCAUCCGUCUGGGCAACAGCUUCUACAUCGACUGGGACCGCAAGAUGUACUACGCCCCGAGCGACGUGCCCGCCCAGGCGCGCACCACCACCCUCAACGAGGAGUUGGGCCAGAUCAAGUACAUCUUCUCGGACAAAACCGGCACCCUCACCCAGAACAUCAUGGCCUUCAACAAGUGCUCCAUCAACGGGAAGUCCUACGGGGACGUCUUCGACUCUGAGGGACACCGGGUGGAGGUCACGGAGAAGACGUUGAAGGUCGAUUUCUCCUUCAACCCACUGGCGGACCCCAAGUUUGCCUUCUACGACCAGAGCCUUGUGGAAGCAGUGAAGGCUGGGGACGCCCCCACCCACCGGUUCUUCCGCCUGCUUUCCCUCUGCCACACGGUGAUGCCGGACGAGAAGAGGAAAGGCGUCCUGGCGUACCAAGCCCAGUCUCCCGACGAGGGUGCCCUGGUCACGGCCGCCCGCAACUUUGGCUUUGUGUUUCGUGCCCGGUCCCCGGAGACCAUCACGUUGGUGGAAAUGGGGGAGACGCUUGUCUAUGAGCUGCUGGCCAUCCUGGACUUCAACAAUGUGCGCAAAAGGAUGUCCGUCAUUGUGCGGAACCAGAAAGGUGAACUGACCCUCUACUGCAAGGGUGCAGACACGAUACUGUACGAACUCCUCCAUCCUUCCUGUGCAGCCCUCAAGGAAAUAACCACCAGCCAUCUGGAUGAAUUUGCCGGGGAAGGCCUGAGGACCUUGGUCGUGGCCUACAGAGACCUGAACGAGACCUACUUUGAGGACUGGCAGAAGCGCCACCACGAGGCCAGCACUGCCCUGCAUGACCGAGAGGAGAAGCUCUCUGGACUCUACGACGAAAUUGAGCGGGACCUGCUGUUGCUUGGGGCCACCGCCAUUGAGGACAAGCUGCAAGACGGGGUCCCCCAGACCAUUGAGACCUUGGGAAGAGCCCAGAUCAAAAUCUGGGUCCUGACGGGAGACAAACAAGAGACUGCCGUGAACAUCGGCUACUCCUGCAACAUGCUGUACGAUGACAUGAAGGACAUCUUCAUCAUCCACGGCAACUCCCCAGAAGCCGUCCGGCAGGAGCUCAGGGAAGCCAGGGAGAAGAUGCAGCCUGAUGCUGACGAGGAAGAAGAGCUUGACACGGUGGCCGUGGAGCCAAGCAGGCCGGCGGUCUUGCCCGACGAGCAGCCCAACGGGGAAUACGGCCUGGUCAUCAAUGGUCACAGCUUGGCCUUCGCGCUGGAAGGGAAGCUGGGACGAGAGCUGGUGCGGACGGCCUGUCUCUGCAAGGCGGUGAUCUGCUGCCGGGUGACCCCUCUGCAGAAGGCGCAGGUGGUGGAGCUGGUGAAGAAGCACAAGAACGCCGUGACGCUGGCCAUCGGGGACGGCGCCAACGACGUCAGCAUGAUCAAGACUGCCCACAUUGGCGUCGGCAUCAGUGGCCAGGAGGGGAUGCAGGCGGUCCUGUCCAGCGACUUCUCCUUCGCCCAGUUCCGGUACCUGCAGCGGCUGCUCCUGGUCCACGGGCGCUGGUCUUACCUGCGCAUGUGCAAGUUCCUGGCCUACUUCUUCUACAAGAACUUCACCUUCACCCUGGUCCACUUCUGGUACGGCUUCUUCUCCGGCUUCUCGGCACAGACGGUGUACGACGAAUGGUUCAUCACCCUCUACAACAUGGUGUACACCUCCAUGCCUGUGCUCGGAAUGAGCCUCUUUGACCAGGACGUGGACGACCACUGGAGCCUGCAGUUCCCGCAGCUCUACACCCCCGGGCAGCAGAACCUCUCCUUCAACAAGAGGGAGUUUGUCAAGUGCACCCUCUACAGCGUCUACAGCUCCCUGGUGCUCUUCUUCGUCCCUUACGGGACCCUGUUCAACUCCGUGCGGAGCGACGGGAAGGCGAUCGACGACUACCAUUCCUUCGCACUCAUGGCUCAGACCUGCCUGCUCAUUGUGGUGUCUGUCCAGAUGGGCCUGGACACGGCGUACUGGACGGCUGUGAACCAAAUGUUCAUCUGGGGCAGCCUGGGGGUGUAUUUCGGCAUCACCUUCACCAUGCACAGCAACGGCACCUACUUGAUCUUCACCGCUUCCUUCCCUUUCGUUGGGACAGCUCGGAAUACCUUGAACCAGCCCAACGUGUGGCUCUCGGUCUUCCUGUGUGUGAUCCUCUGCGUCCUGCCGGUCGUCGGCUUCCGCUUCAUCAAGAUGCAGCUCCGGCCGACCAUCAGCGAUCAGGUCCUGUGCCGGGUUCGGGAGCUGCAGAAGCGGCCGCCGCCACCUUUGCCCCAGCGCCGCCUGAGGCGCAGCAUCUCCCGCCGCUCCGGCUACGCCUUCUCGCACCAGCACGGCUUCGGGGCCCUCAUCACGUCGGGACGGAACAUGCGGGCCAAGUCGCCCUUCAGCUUCACAGGCUCCUACUCCCCGAAUAGCGAGAGGCACCAGCUGAAGUGGGCCGACCCACACUAAGGGGGGGGCUCUCAUGGGCCCGAGGCUCCGGCAUGCAGGACCGGCAGCUGGAAAGGGACCUCUGGGAGCGGGAGUGCCCGGGCAGGGUCUUUGCAAGGACCGCAGAGGGCGCGAAAGAAGGACGGAGGCCCCGCCAGUGGCCGGGCAGGCAGGCAGGCAGUGGGGCGCCCAAAGGCUGUAGCACACUCUGGGGCUCAGGCUGUGCCUGGGAGGACGCUGGGGCACAGAGGGCUGGCUGGAGGCCCCCACCCAGAGCCGCUGCCCCCCUGAUCCUGGGGGAGGCGAGGGGUGACCAGGAAGGAAGGAAGGAAGGGCUGGCGUCCACCUGGGGGGCUGCCCCUCUUUUUGCUGGCCAACGUGGCAAGGGCACCCACCUUUGCCGAUCCCAAUGCCAAGAGUCCCUGCCCGCAGCCCCUUUGGGGUGGCCGGAGCCGUGGGGCAACCAAGACGUCACCAAAGGUCUUUCUUGAACUCUGCCGUGGGGCGAGGGAGCGCCUUUGGAAUGGGGAGUGGCAGUGGACCGCAAGGGGGCUGAGGGUGGGGGGGAGGGGGCUCAGCCUUGUA
Molecule: messenger RNA, 4332 nt
Organism: Pogona vitticeps (central bearded dragon)
Lineage: Eukaryota; Metazoa; Chordata; Lepidosauria; Squamata; Agamidae
Source: RefSeq, a predicted model, not a curated record